AUGCAAAAAACAAGUUUAAGUUAUUUUUUUGUACUCCUCAUCGUGUCCGUGACUUCAUGUGAAGAAUAUAAUUUGUACGGAGACCCUGGACAAGCUUAUGUGUUUGAAAUUGAUAUCGGACAUCCUAAACAAAAGAUUGAGUCAACAUAUGCUCAGGGGACAUGGGUUGGCAUUUUAGCAUCUGAUUUUGUCACCUUCCCUUCAUUACCGUUGAUACCAGAAGUAAGGUGUGAUAUUGCAUUGAUAACUAAGAGUCACCAGUUCUUUAUGGACGUCUCGAGAUGGCAGGGAUUACUAGGGCUUGCAUAUUUGUCAGUAAGCGCUCGAAGCGAAGGUGCCAUGGUUGGUUCUUGGUUGGAUUCCGUGGAGAGAUCAUUGAAGAGGUCUAUGUCUUUUCAGUUCAAGCUAUGUGGGAUUGUGAGUCCCAAUAACGCAACACAUUAUGGAAAAUUUGAAAUGAUAGAUGACAGUUCAAGAUCUAGUGACGUAAUUUUCCGUACUCCAAUUUUGCGUAAAAGGUGGUAUGAGAUAGGCGUACUCUCAGUGAGAACUAUUACAAAGCUACCUAACUCGUCUAUUGACAAAUCCAAUGAUACAUUAAAAGAAAACAAUACUAUUGAUAAGGAAAUGUGUAAGAAACUAACUCAAGAUAAAAGUAUUUUGGAUACUGGAACAACUAGUAUAAGACUGCCGGAUGAGAUCUUUACUAAGGUAGUAAAUGUACUUAGAAAUGCUGCACAAACAGGGAAUAUGUUGAUUUGGGAUGAAUUUUGGUACCAUGGCGAGGCUACAUGUUGGCCUGAACCUCAAGAAUGGUCUUUACCUUCAAUUGCCAUUGACAUUCUCAGUGCUGAUUCAGAUAAUGAAUAUUUUACAUUGGAAAUAACGCCACAGAACUUUAUGCGGGUGAUGACGGCUCGCAACAACAGUAAGUCGGGGCGCGUGUCCGAGUUCUGUUACAAGUUGGGGCUAGAGGCUGGCGGACAAGAGACGAUCCUUGGAUACACCGCAAUGGAAGGACUAGAGGUGCUCUUCAAUCGAUCAGGUGGUUGGAUCGGAUGGAAACCAUCCAACUGUGGUCCAAAUGCACGUAUAACAGGCCCAUAUAAUAUUUCAUCGUCUUUAAUAUCACUAUGCGAGUUGAAGGAACAGGAUCCUGAUGUUGCGGUGUCCAUUAAAGCUGCUCAAUGGACGCUCUGCGUUAUUUCCAUUGUAGCCGCUGCUGUAUUAAUAUAUUUACUGGCUCCCUGUAUUAAGGUAUACUUAAUUAGACCAUUGCCAAGAACACAGCAAAUCUCUUUAUCCCAAACAUCUCUAGUUGAAGAAGAGGCGUAA
This is a messenger RNA of Danaus chrysippus (African queen), 1335 nucleotides long. The record is from the annotation of a GenBank genome assembly. NCBI's taxonomy places the organism in Eukaryota, Metazoa, Arthropoda, Insecta, Lepidoptera, Nymphalidae.